CUCAGUCUUUCGUCGACCGUCGACCAGCGCAGUCGACCGCGCUCUUCACGCGACCCUCUAUGGACUACGAUCGAAUAAACGAACACACAAAACUUCAGUGUAGUUUCAACUCCCAACAAUCGAACAUACGAGCGACCCUCGCCAGUUAAUCCCAAGAAAAUGACUCUGAAACUCCACUCCGAAAACUUUUCCCCAUUAAAAUAUACGUAUUUUUGUGAUUAAAAUCUCUUCCUUUUCAAUAUGCAUCACAGAAUUUAUUACCGGAACCUAUUUAUACACAAGAAACGACUGAAGCUUUCUAUUAUCAACCUUUAAUAUUUUACAACUUUGUAAUAACCAAUUUACGAAUUUACACUCUUUAUAAAUAACUUUGGACAUUAUUUUAAACCUGUAGUUAUCUGGAUAGGGAUAAGUGCGACCAAAGACAUUAAAAAAUAAAAUUUAUGACUUAUAGUGUUUUAUUAGCUGUGUUUUAAUACGUGUUUAGAAAAUAUAUAAAAAAAAAAAAUUGCUUAAAAGUUAGCAUAGUGAGUGUUUAGUGUCCCCUGUGUGUAUGUUAUUUAAAUAUCUGAUUCUUCCUGACUUGUGCAUUUGGGUGGAAGACGAAUCAAAAGGCCUUGGAGCAAACAUAAACUUAAUGAAGAUUUUCCUACCUCCAAUUUAUAGCUCAAAUUUUCCCCCAAAAAACAUUCCUUAGUCCUUCCAUAUUAUAAAAAGUCAAAAUCAUCGCUAAGAAACAUUCCAUGGUCAUUAUUAUUGUGAACGCUAACUCAGUGUGAUCAUCAAACAUACGUCGUAACUAGAAAAUUUAAAGAUAUUAAGAAAAAGAAGGGAGAUAGUAAGAAAGACGCGCGUGAACCUCUUCGGAGGGCGCGGGGGGCCGGCGCGAUGCGGUCUCGCCAGGGAUGUACGUAAUAUAUCCAGCGGACGAAGUAGUUUCCCUGACAUACAGCUCGCAUUCGCUGCCCCGGCCGCGGCAGCGACCGACCCUUGACAUUAUUAUAGGGCCGCCGCCGCCCACGCCGAUCAACGCGAAUCCCCCGCCCUCACCCCCCGCCCCGCCCCGCGUCGUCUCGAUCCCCAAAACGGCGCCCCCGGAGCUUGCGGAGCGCGCGCCGGCCUCGCCGACGCCGUCGCUUGAGCGGCCGGCUAAGCUGCGCGAGCGCACUAAAGCCAAGCUCCUAAAAAAACUCGGCCGCCAUGAAGACAACGAGUUGGGAAAAAUUAUAAGAACUCCAGCCUUAGAAGAGUUUGAAUUGCCGGCACCGCUUCCUACACCAGCAUUUUCAAGAAAAAAUAUAUUUGAUAGAGAUUUCGAUGCUCUUUUUGAGGUUGCAAGCACUCCUGAAUUUUGUGCUAAUAUUCGCGUCACCACUCCAGAACCGGACCGUCGCUCUGAUGUCUCGGCGGCGCAUUUCCCAUCACCUGCUACUUCCUCCCUUAGUCUUUUACCACCCCGUCCUCAGUCAGAGCCAGCAGCUACUCCCUCCCCAACACACUCCACUCGCAACUCCUCGCAAUCGACGCCUCCAACUCAACGAUCAUCUUUUGAAGGAACAAAUUCGAAACCGAAGAAAGUUAGUUUCUUCAGAAAGUUAAGUAGAGCAAAGGAACCUUCUCCUGCUAAGCCCGUCAUCAUGCAGCAGCCAUCUAUAGAGAUGGCUCUUCGAGAGCUGACACAUCCAGCUCACAAUGAACAACUAAAAAACCAACAGCAAGUGACAUUCAAAUUGGUAAAAACAGUCGCUGACUUCACGACACAGCUGUCGCAGUUGUACGAGCGUCAUUCUUCAGAACUACAGCUUCUAGUUGCGAACUUCCGAAAGCGGAACAGCGAAUUACGGAAAGAGAGGGCAAGCUGUCCGUCAUCGCUGUUCCACACAUGGGAGACCCUGCUCCAGGAAGUCGAAGCAGAUGUAGUGGGCUACACUAACGCUGCGACAUCUCUGGAAAGAGUGGUAGCCGCUCCCCUUAUAGACAAGACCUUUCACAUGAAGGUACAAGCCAGGAAACUGUUUGCUCACAGAGAAGGCUGUGAAGUUAUUCUUGGGAAAGCUGAUGAUCAACUGAAUAAGAGCCGUCAAGACUACAGGUCAGCAUUCCUGAACUACUGCAGCAACUCAAAUCCAACGAAUCUGGCAAUUUAUUACGACUCGCACAAUAAUUACGUGCAACAACUUACAGCUACGAACGCUAUGAUAGAACAAUACCAUAGACAUACAUUGCCGACUAUAUUACAGGAGCUGGAAGAGAUUCUGACUGAUGUUACAACCGCCGUCAGCGAUGCAAUUUGUCAAGAGGGAGAAAUCAUAACCGACAAGACGAACAACCAGCUCCGUCGAUACGAGUCUCUUUGCGCUCAAGCUCGUGCUGUAUCCAGUACUGCUGACUUAGCACAUCUCGCUAGAACUCUGCUAACCAGUACUCCGCCGAUUAGGACGCCUAAGAGAGCAUUCUUGCCACCAUAUCCACCAGAACCUGAUGACCCACCAAUAGAUGUUCCAGCGGAGACAAUGCCGCCUGUUCUGCGAGGCGAGAUGCUAUUGGACAGGAUGGGAGGUGGCCAAGCCAGACUCAGCUAUGAACAGCUCAAAAAGGACGCGAUUGAUCUCGAGGCACAGAUAAAGAUGCUGCAGGAUGGUUUGGACGCUUUAGCUAGAAUUCAAGCACGCAGCCUUGAAAGCAACCUAUAUGCUAAAGUAAACGAAAUUCAGGAGGAAAUUUCAUUGAAAAAAUAUGACUACCGUGCUACACAGCUCCAUCUUGCAGCUGUUAGAGCGCAGAGGGAGUUGUUCGCGGCCAAAGCGGACAGCAGCACUGUAGCAGCAGAUCGCAAGUUAUCAUCGUCUUCAGCAGGCAGCAUGAAAAAUAAGUGGCUUAAGGCUUUCCGAAGCCUCAAACCACCCAGCGCUCCUCCACCUCAUGCAGCACCACCGGACAAGAGGAACGGCGCUACUCGCGAUAUGCGCCCGGGCGAAUCAGACGCACACAAUUUUCAAGAGUAUACCUACAAGAAGAUCACUCCCUGUGACGUCUGCUCUCAAGUUCUAAGAGGGCACACAAGACAGGGUUUACGAUGCAGAAUGUGCAAAAUGAACGUGCAUACUGAUUGCAUGCCGCAAGUUGGCAAGUGUCAGACGAAAUCAAAGCUCCUACGCAGGCAGAAGAGCACCUCCGAAAUAGAAGCUCAUAGGGUGCAGGAGUCUGCUUUUGAUGAAGAAAAGGAAGAUCAGACCUACCAAGUUCUGAAGCGAGCCAACGAAAUAGCGAAGCCGGGCGGUGCGGGCCCCGUAGUGCGUGUGUCCGCGCCAGAGGAGCCGCCGGCGGCGCGUUCCCCCGCGCGGCCCAGCGCCGGGCUGGCGGUGGCGUCGCAGCCCAUCGCCUCCAGCUCAGCGCCACACUCGCCGAGACGACAAAAGUUGAACCUUAGGAUGAAGAGCCUGUCGCUGGAUUCACCCGAGUGCGGGGAGCUACGACGACGCCCGCGAGACCAACCCUCGCAGGGUAGCAGAGUACUUUGUGACAACAGAGCAUAUAGCAUGAGAUAUGGCUCUUAUAAAUUAAGUAACCAUUUGACUCACCAAUUUAACCAUACCCAAUCAUCCCCAUCAUCGCCGGUUCAUAGUCGAAAACUGCUGAGCGCUCGUGGAGGUCGUAUGAGCAGCGUCGAACUUCCUGACGAACCCGACAAGAGCCUUUCAUCAAACAGUGCUAGCCCCUGCCCAUCGCCAGUUAAACAACCCAGCAAGCAUCAACGACUCUUGCCAACAAAUCUGUACGUGAUCCUAUACAACUUCAAGUCCCGCCACGCCGAUGAGUUGGACCUUAAAGCUGGUUAUAAGGUCACCGUUAUUGAUACUUCAGACCCCGACUGGUGGAAGGGCAAAUGCUUGGGCAAAAUCGGAUACUUUCCGUCCAAGUAUUGUACUAAAUUGCAAGCCGGAGAAAGACCUUUGCAGGUCACUCACAAUCUACAGGUAUCGGACGGCGACAAUGGUCUAAUGCUUUUGCGCGACCAGAUAGUGAUCCAAGUUGGUGAUGAAUUAGACGGCAUGGUCAUGAUUCGUUCAGGAGACAAUCGUCAGGGAGUCUGCCCUGUCAAGUUCCUGCAGGAAGUGUGACGCUUUAAGUUGCCCACAUUCAAUGUCAUCAAGCGACGCGGCUCUCUAUCAAAGGACAGGACUUAUUACGAUCCCAAACCUAUCCGUAGUGCUCCAGUGACGCCAUGCGACAGCGAACCAUCUUGGUCCGAGCGUCGUUCAGAUAAAGAGUGUUACGAGGCCUCCGUAGAAGGUAUGUGGUGGUGGCGGAGACCGUUGGGCGUCAGGCGUAGCACGUGCCGCCGGUGUGCAGCUUCGUCUUCUAGUAGACCGCUGCAGAUGACAUACGAUCCUCCGAUAUAUCCGACGAUAGAUCACAGACCAUUGAAUUCUGGAGACAGGCCGCUCAAUUUCGUCAGGCAGUUGUUUCUAUAAAUGAACAUGUGAUUUUUUUUUCCGUUUCUAUUUAUAAUUGAUGUAAACUAUAUAUAUGAAUAUAUAGAACCUUGAUAAUUUGCUUAUAUAAUGAAAAAUAUAUUUAUGGCCUAUUUAAUUGAAAUAAAUCCUUCCAUAUUCAGAAUUUAUUUUGAUGAUAAACUUUAAUUACGCGUAAGUUUAUAUGCUACGGGUUAUGGGAAUUGCUUAAAAAGUUUUCAAAAAACAACAAAUAAAAUAUAAAAUUGUUUUAGCAAAAAGGUUCAUGAUGGUCAAUUCGUUUAAACGAUCUCUAAAACCUUAUGAACCCGUAACAUAUAAUUAAUAUAGCGACAUAUCAUUUUACAAUUUGUUAGAAGUAUAUUAAGAUAUAUACGAUUCUUAUUAUGGGGAUAUAUUUAAUUGCUAUUUUAUAUAAUAUAAUAAAUUUAAUUAUAAUAAUGUAAUGUAUAUCUUUAUUUAUUUAACAAAAUUGAUAAGAAUUAAAAUACUUUUUUUGCUAUCGUUUUUAGCCGGUAUAAAAAAUGGUAUCUGGCGUAUUUUUCUCUUCAUUAAAAUGAAAAUAUUAUUAUAAUUGUUAUUUAAAUAAUUAUGAUUAUAAUUUAUUAUUUUAUUAGUUUUAGAUGAUAUUUAUUGUGAAAAACGAAUACAUUAUUUUCUUGCUUAGUUACAACAGAGUAAAUAAAAAACGUAUGAAAUAUUUGUAGAAUAUCAGUUAUAAUUAUUGUGAAAUUCAUAAAUUUUUCAUUAGGGUUAUUAAUGAAAGCUAUUGUUAUAAUCAAAUAGUGGCCGUCUUCAAGAACACGUUGAGACUCGAAUGACCAUUGCUGUUUCAACAGUCGUGUCAAUAUAAUUGUCAUAUACAGACAAAGCAUAGAAAUACAGUUAUUUCUCUAACAUUAAAACAAUAUUGAUCUAAAUUUGAAUAACAAUUCCUAUAUAAAAUGUAGGAAUUAGCAAUUCGCGGGAUUUACCUGCGAUAUCCGGAAUGCCGAGUUCGAGCAACUUUUCUAUUUGAAUUUUCAUUCAUUCACCAUAGACCCGCCCUGUCCUAAGCAUAUGCUUUAAUUUUAUCUUUGCAUGCAUACCAGAUUAAAUCCAUCAUAAUAUGCAUCUAAACCCACCCACCCAUUAGCAUUUCGUUCAACAAUAUAGAAAGAAUAUGCGUAGACCUAAAGUAUCUACACUUAUAGUAUUUAUAUGUGAAAAUAUGUAGGUAUCUGUAGUUGAAAUAAUUUUGUCAAUGUCUUUUUUAAUAAUCUUUAAAUUUAUUCAUAAAUAAAAAUCACAUAUAUGUAUUAAAAUUAAAAGACGUUUUAUAUAUUAGCUAAAACAACAGCUAGCAGUGACACAUGUUACCUCCGUGACAAAUAUUUUCCAUUUUUUUUUAAGAUAUAAAUGAAGCCAUAUUCAAAAUCCAUGGUUAGGAAUUUAGAACCUUAUGUAUACACCUAAUGAAGUCUUAAUUCAAGCUUAUUAAUACGGUAUGCCUACCAUUAGUUUGUAAAGUCAAAGUCACGAUAAAUUCGUAAGUACGUUUCCCGUUUCUCAUUCAAUAACCUACGUUAAUACCAUAUUUGCGAAGAUUUAGGGAUGAAAAACAGUUGACGCUGCGUAUACAGUGUGACGAUUGAAACUUGUAUUACUUCUAAUCUAAAUAGCAGAGAAAAUAACGUUAUUAUGAAAUAAAAUUCAAUACAAUAUAUAAUUAUUAAAACCUGUUUAUAGUUCCUUACUGAUGACAUUCCUCUGUAAUGUUAUUCCAAAGUUAACGCUAUUCUAAAUAAUUUAAACAACACCGUGUUUUAUUUAACGCGUUUAAACCGUCCCCUUAUAGUUUUAAAUGUAACAAUUAUACCUAUAAACUCGUAUAACGAUUGAAAAUGUAAAGGGAUUAUUAUAAUCGAGUUAGCUGAGACUAGCGUAAUUAUAGUCCAAAGUAAGCUACUUAUGACGAUAUAACUCAUGUUAUCAUGAAAAAUUCAUGACAUGAAAGUAUUAUAAUGCUCUCAAUUCACUUAAAUUAUUGUAACUAUAACGAAAUAUUGUUAAAAAUAUAUUAAUUAUGUUAAGUUAUAACUUACGGGAUUAUAUUAAUGUAUAGCAUAGACAAGAAACUAAAAGUAGUAAACAUUAUCCCAAUACUUACAUAUGCUUUGCAUUUAAUGUUAAGCUUACUUAUAUUUUAAGUUCAUUUAAAUAAAAUAUUAAUUUCAUGAUUACGUUAUAACUAAAAUUUUUUUUUUAUUAUUAUUUUUCUUAUUUGAUUCAGCUAGACUAGGUUUUAACUUAUUUAGUGAUAAAAAAAAUCGAAAAUAUUUAAUAUAAUACCUUUUAGUUGAUUGAAUACAGAUUUAUUUAAAUUUAUCUUCUGAAAUAUUUAUAAUGUAAUGAUAAGAUGAAAUAUAUUUGUGUAUCCAGAUCAAAAUAUUUAUAUAAUGAUUGUUACAUCGAUAAAUUACUUGUGUAGGUUACGUUCGAAUUAAAUGUUUAAAUCACUAUAAAAUUUAUGUUGUUAUCGUGCACUGAUCUUAUUAUACAGCCAGUUUCCUAAUAAUGGAGACGUUACAAAACAUAUAUAAGGCAUUAUAAGAUGAAAUAAAAUACACGUGAUUGCAAUGAAAUUCACUCUUUAUUGUAUAAAAAUAAAAAAUAUUUUUAUGAAUGAUCUUUAUUACAUCUUAUAUUGACAGAUAAAAAAUAACGAUGAAAAAAAAAAGAACCAAAGAGAUUUAACGCAUUUAUCAUUAGACGUAGAUAAUCCCAAUUCCCUAGUGAGAUGUGUAGUUGUAAGUAACUUAUAAAUACUUUAGUAUACCUAUAUGUGAUGAAAUGAAUUAUGGUCUUAUACCGUUGUAAGAGAGUCCACUAGGUCUAUUACUUUCGUUCUAGACAAUUAAGUUUAAUAUAUUAAAGAUAAUUUUAAGUGUAAUUGCAAAUGUCACAAGUGUCUCUGUGUACAAUAAUUUGCUACGUCGCUGCUUAAAAUACCGCCUUUAUCUUCUCAAUUCCUUUUUUUUUAUUAUUCACCGCUAUUGUUAUUUUAUGUGUAUUUUAUAUCAUAUGUUGAUAAGAACAAACCGUAAUGGAUUGUAAAAUUUAAUCCUAUAAAAUGUCCAAAAAGUAUUUAUUGUAAUUAUUCAAAUAAAUUUUCCAAGUCAGCAAAAAGCUUAUACACAUGGCACAUUAAUAAAUAUUCUAAAAAGAUGUAACAGGUUACUUAGUUAACAAACGGCAACAAAUACAUUUUAAAAUUCUUACAAUGUUGGCAACAUUUGAUAUUUAUCCAGUGCUCAGAAACAUACUAAAUAAGCUAUAAAAAUAUUAUGCAAUUAACACUUUUAAAUAUGUCUAACACUUAUAGAAUGUAAUGUUUCAAUACUUACGUCUCUAAAGUUUUUAAUUAUUAUUUUUUUUACAAAAUUAUUUUGUCAUGAUAAAGGAUUGAAGGUUUUUGUAUUAUUUAUAUAUUUAUCCUGUUUGAGUAAAGAUUGAAAUUAAAUCUGAAUUUAAAUGUUAUUACACUAAUUUAAAUUGUACGUGGUUGUUGUUACCUUCGCCAUGACUUGUUUUCAUCGUAUUUGUAGAUUUAAAAUCUAUCUAUAUUUUAGUCAGUGUAUUAUAGCUUGUUUUCAGUUGUAACUGUGUUUUGUUGCGUUAAAUUUAUAUUCUUGUGUUAGAAUAUAUUAAUUAUGUGUCACAUAAA
Danaus plexippus (monarch butterfly) is the source of this 8181-nucleotide messenger RNA. RefSeq lists its product as uncharacterized. Gene Ontology annotation, biological process: positive regulation of voltage-gated calcium channel activity; skeletal muscle contraction; positive regulation of protein localization to plasma membrane. Gene Ontology annotation, cellular component: extrinsic component of cytoplasmic side of plasma membrane. The transcript has 21 exons. The record is from RefSeq and is a predicted model, not a curated record. Gene Ontology annotation, molecular function: protein binding. The coding region runs from base 906 to 4121 and encodes 1071 amino acids. NCBI's taxonomy places the organism in Eukaryota, Metazoa, Arthropoda, Insecta, Lepidoptera, Nymphalidae.